CCGCUUUUUUGAGUCGCUCUCGUGCCCCUCCAAGUUGACUCACUCCGCAACCAUACAGACGGCCGGAGAGCUGGAAACGCUUCCAGUUCUUCAGUUUAUACAAUCAUGGUUGCUGAAGCUGCCCGGGCGCAAGAGCGCCUUGAACGAUGGGCGCAGAGACUGCAGAACCUCACCGUCUCCCCCCUCACCCGAGAUUAUCCCGAGACACAGAAACCCGAUGUGGCCAAGCGAGCAAUUGAGGCUUUCGAAUCAUUGAAGCUGCCCCAGGAUGCUCAGUCGGCACUGCAGAAGCUGUCUCAGUCCUCGGAAUCGACGUUCUCCGUCUUCUUGACGGCGUUUGUGAUUCUCGUCGCGCGUCUGACCGGAGAUGAGGACAUUGCCAUCGGUACCAGCUCCGCCGACGAUGGCCGUCCAUUCGUCCUCAGAGUGCCAAUUGAUGCCAGUGAAUCAUUCGAGCAGCUGCGCGCGAAGGUGACCAAGGCCUUUGAAGAAGGAGCCGCAGAUAUCGCUCCAUUGAGAAACCUCCGCACCUAUAUCCAGCAGAAGACCAACUCGGAACGAGAGCCUAUCCUGUUCCGCUUUGCCGCAUACGAAGCGCCUGCUGCGUCCCAAGAGUAUCCUGCCAAUACCUUCGAGACGACUGAUGUUGUCAUCAACGUGGCUUCGGGUCCAUCUGUGGCUGAAGGGGAACUGGGAGCAUACUACAACCAGCGCUUCUUCUCGAGCGCACGGAUAGCAACCAUUCUGCGACAGCUGACUCAGUUGGUUCUAAAUGCGGCCUCAAAUCCCAAUGAAGCAAUUGGGAAGAUCGAUUUCAUGACACCGGAGCAGAAGGCGAUCCUGCCAGACCCCACGUCGGACCUACAUUGGGGCAAUUUCCGCGGGGCCAUCCAUGAUAUCUUUUCUCGCAAUGCAGAGGCACACCCAGACAGAGUGUGUGUGGUCGAGACCAAGUCGGAAAGUUCUCCAUACCGGGAGUUUACGUACAAGCAGAUCCAUGAAGCGUCAAACAUCCUCGCCCACCAUUUGGUCCAGUCGGGCAUCCAGCGCGGAGAGGUCGUCAUGGCCUAUGCCCACCGUGGAGUUGACCUGGUGGUUGCCGUCAUGGGUAUCUUGAAGGCUGGAGCGACCUUCUCCGUCAUCGAUCCAGCUUACCCGCCGGAAAGACAGUGCAUCUACCUGGACGUCGCCCGUCCUCGCGCAUUGGUCAUUAUUGAGAAGGCUACCAAAGAUGCGGGUGAAAUGUCUGACAAGGUCCGAUCGUUCAUUACGGAGAACCUGGAGCUCCGGACCGAGAUCCCUGCUCUGGCUCUCCAGGACGAUGGCACCUUGUUGGGCGGUUCAGUCAACGGGGAGGAUGUCUUCUCAAAGCAAGUCGCUCUCAAGUCGCAGCCUGUGGGCGUUGUUGUCGGCCCAGACUCGACCCCCACGCUCUCCUUCACAUCCGGGUCAGAAGGUCGACCAAAGGGUGUGCGUGGCCGUCACUUCUCGUUGGCCUACUACUUCGACUGGAUGGCCGAGACCUUUAAGCUCAGUUCCAACGACAAGUUCACCAUGCUCAGUGGUAUCGCCCACGACCCCAUUCAGAGAGAUAUCUUUACCCCGUUGUUCCUGGGAGCUCAGUUGUUGGUACCAUCGCGAGAAGAUAUCCAGAACGAGAAACUUGCGGAAUGGAUGCGCGGGUUUGGUGCCACGGUCACUCAUCUGACUCCUGCAAUGGGUCAGAUUCUUGUCGGAGGUGCUACGGCUCAGUUCCCCGCGUUGCACCACGCCUUCUUCGUCGGAGACAUCCUUAUCAAGAGAGACUGUCGGUCUUUGCAGACGCUCGCCCCCAAUGUCAACAUAGUAAACAUGUACGGUACUACUGAGACUCAGCGGGCUGUCAGCUACUACGAGAUCCCUAGCUAUUCCAGCAAUGAAGGAUACCUCGACACUAUGAAGGAUGUUAUCCCUGCUGGUCGCGGAAUGAAGGACGUCCAGCUGCUGGUCGUGAACCGCUUCGAUCCCACCAAGAUCUGCGCUAUCGGCGAAGUCGGCGAGAUCUACGUUCGCGCAGGAGGUCUGGCCGAAGGGUACUUAGCCAACCCGGAGCUGAAUGAGAAGAAGUUUCUCACGAACUGGUUCGUUGAUGCGCAAGUCUGGGCUGAGAAGGAGAAGUCUGAACCCGGACCCAAGGACGAGCCUUGGCGACAGUUCUACCUGGGCCCAAGAGACCGUCUGUAUCGCAGCGGUGAUCUGGGUAGAUACACCCCCACGGGUGACGUUGAAUGCUCUGGACGUGCAGACGACCAAGUCAAGAUCCGUGGAUUCCGUAUUGAGCUUGGUGAAAUCGAUACCCAUCUUUCCCGACACCCAUUAGUGCGUGAGAACGUCACUCUGGUGCGACGAGACAAGUUUGAGGAACCGACUCUUGUCAGCUACAUUGUUCCGGACAUGAACAAGUGGGCAGACUGGUUAAAAAGUAAAGGCUUAGAGGACGAUGAUUCUGCUGAGGGAAUGGUUGGCAUGCUCAGGCGAUUUAGACCUCUGCGUGACGAUGCUAGGGAACAUCUCCGCAGCAAACUCCCCGCUUAUGCUGUGCCAAGUGUGUUCAUCCCGCUCAAGAGAAUGCCUCUGAAUCCCAAUGGCAAGAUCGAUAAGCCAGCGUUGCCGUUCCCAGAUACAGCCGAGCUUAGCGCCGCUGCUCCUCGCCGCAAGUCCUCUACUCUUCAGACGUACUCAGAGACUGAGCAGGCUUUGGCUCAGAUCUGGGCUAAGCUGAUCCCAAAUAUCACGGCUAAGAUGAUUGGGUUGGAGGAUUCCUUCUUCGACCUUGGCGGCCACAGUAUUCUCGCUCAGCAGAUGUUCUUCGAUAUCCGACGCAAGUGGAGAGGUAUCAAUAUCAGCAUGAACGCCAUCUUCCGCAGCCCUACUCUCAAGGGAUUCGCCGCUGAGAUUGAUCGCGUGUUGGAUCAGGACUCUCUGACCAGCGGCGAACAGGGUGAAGGCACCUCUGAUGCUGUGUCGUCCGGUGCUGGCCAGCCAGAUAAUGAGUAUUCCAAGGACGCCAGGAAGCUCGUUGAAUCCUUGCCGUCCUCUUUCCCUACGCGUACAGAGCCAGCUGUCUAUGAGGGCACGACUGUUUUCCUCACUGGAGCUACCGGUUUCCUGGGUGCAUACAUCCUCCGCGACUUGCUCUCACGCAAGGGCCCUGUGGUCAACGUCGUUGUCCAUGUUCGAGCUAAGAGUGAGGAGCAAGCUCUCGACAGGAUCAGGGCUACAACUAGAGCUUACGGUUUCUGGGAGGAGUCCUGGGUUGGUAGAAUCCGCUGCGUGACUGGCAACCUUGCAGAGCCCAGACUGGGUCUCUCAGAGCAACAGUGGGAUGAUUUGUCUCGUCGCGUAGACGUUGUCAUUCACAAUGGAGCCCUUGUGCACUGGGUGUAUCCGUAUGCGAACCUCAGGCCCGCCAACGUGCUCGGAACCAUCGAGGCCCUGAAGCUUUGCGCCGUCGGCAAGCCCAAGCAGUUUUCCUUUGUCAGCUCCACGAGUGUCCUAGAUAACGACCACUAUGUUCAAGAAUCGGAGCACAUUGUUACUGCUGGAGGAGCUGGUAUCAGCGAGGCUGACGAUCUUGAAGGUAGCAGUGCCGGUCUGGGUACUGGUUACGGUCAAAGCAAGUGGGCAGGAGAAUACCUUGUCAAGGAAGCUGGCCGCAGAGGUCUCCGCGGAACCAUUGUCCGACCUGGAUAUAUCUUGGGUGAUUCUCUCACUGGAACAACAAACACCGAUGAUUUCCUUAUCCGAAUGAUCAAGGGUUGUAUCCAGCUUUCGGCACGCCCCAACAUUAACAACACCGUGAACAUGGUUCCCGUCGACCAUGUUGCUCGUGUCGUCAUCUCCUCUGCCUUCCAUCCUCCUACCACUCCUUUAGGAGUCGCCCAAGUUACCGGUCACCCUCGACUGCGUUUCAACCAGUUCCUGGGGACUCUCCAGGCGUACGGCUAUGACGUUCCUCAGGUUGACUACGUUCCCUGGUCCAGGUCGCUUGAGCAGUAUGUCAACGACGGCCAGCACGAUGAUAAGGAUUCACAGCACGCACUGAUGCCUCUUUACCACUUCGUCACUGCGGACCUCCCCUCCAACACUAAGGCACCAGAGCUUGAUGAUACUAAUGCCGCUGCGGCUCUACGUGCCGAUGCGGCUUGGUCCGGAGUUGACGCCUCCGAUGGCCGCGGCGUCACUGAAGACCUGAUGGGUCUUUACCUAUCCUACCUCAUCUCCAUCGGCUUCCUUCCCAAGCCAGCUGCCACCGACAAGGCCACCAGGCCCCUCCCUGCUGCCCAAAUCAGCGAGGACCAGAGGAAGGCUCUAUCGAACGUUGGUGGUCGUGGAGGAGCUGCAUAAGCAGCUAACGUACAUAAACAUGGCUUUCGUGUUUAUAUAGAGGACUUUCCUUUCUCGAUCCUACGCUCUAGAUGGAUGAACUAUACAGAAGAGGGGGCCUUUGUUUCUUUCAAGGGUGAUUAUCAAAACGAGACAUACAUAAAAAGAAGAGCCUGUCAAAAAUAGAUAUGGGGUGUAUGUAUUUACGAUUUACCAAAAUGUUGCAUGUACUGUGGCGCGCUUAGCACUUUUCGGAAUUCAAAAAGGAUUUUUUUCUUUUCACGCGUCAUUUCAGUGCGUUGUAACAGGUACUGCUCGCAUGUAGGAUA
Paecilomyces variotii is the source of this 4694-nucleotide messenger RNA. Its product is annotated as putative alpha-aminoadipate reductase large subunit. The coding region runs from base 106 to 4386 and encodes 1426 amino acids. The transcript is spliced from 4 exons. Lineage: Eukaryota; Fungi; Ascomycota; Eurotiomycetes; Eurotiales; Thermoascaceae. Gene Ontology annotation, biological process: L-lysine biosynthetic process. Gene Ontology annotation, molecular function: L-aminoadipate-semialdehyde dehydrogenase [NAD(P)+] activity. The record is from RefSeq and is a predicted model, not a curated record.